Messenger RNA from Protomyces lactucae-debilis, 1200 nucleotides. Its product is annotated as t-SNARE. Gene Ontology annotation, cellular component: endomembrane system; membrane; SNARE complex. Lineage: Eukaryota; Fungi; Ascomycota; Taphrinomycetes; Taphrinales; Protomycetaceae. The transcript has a single exon. The record is from RefSeq and is a predicted model, not a curated record. Gene Ontology annotation, molecular function: SNAP receptor activity; SNARE binding. Gene Ontology annotation, biological process: vesicle-mediated transport; vesicle fusion; intracellular protein transport. Bases 133 to 1149 code for a protein of 338 amino acids.
ACGAGCAAGCAGUCUCAACUACAGCGACGACCACUUCCCAUCUGCUCAAAAGACCAUUCAUGCUGCUCUGAAUGACAAUCAUAUGCUAGGCUCCUGCUCAAUCUGAUAGAUUCCAAUUCUGCUGCCUAGCUCAUGGCGUCCCGAGACCGGACAGGCCUCUUUCUCUCCUUCAGAGCAGCUUAUGACCAUAAUGCGUCCUCUGCUUUUCGCGGCUCUCGCUAUAGUCUAGACCAAGAUGAAGACAGGCAAACGCUCCUUGCUCAGUCUGGUCUAGACUCUCUCGCAAAAUCAGAUACAGUCAUUGCAAUGGAUGUACUGCCACCACGCUGGGUCGACAUGACCGACGAAGUCGAUGAACAUCUCGCCAAGAUUCGCAAGAUUCAGCAGCAGCAGCUCGAACCGCUCCAUCGUAAGCACAUGCUGCCUGGCUUUGACGAUCGCACGGGGGAAGAACGCGAGAUUGCAAAACUCACAACAGACAUCACCCGCUUAUUUGCACAAUGCAGCAGGCUCAUCAAGCAAGUCCAGCGACAAGCACAAGAACCUGACAUACGCGAUGUGGAUCGCUUGAUGGCACGUAACGUGACACAAGCACUCGCUGCGAAAGUGUCUGCUGAGAAUGGAGAAUUUCGCAGAGCGCAGAGUAAAUAUCUCGCUCGCAUGCGUGGCCAUAUGCCUGCGCGCACGCUUGCCGUCGAACAAGAUUCAAGGAGAAGAAGUGAUGCCGAGUCGAGUGUCGGUCUGUCGAACCAACAACAGCAACAGCAGCAACGGCAAAAGGGCGGUCGAAUCGAUGCAGUCAUAUCGCAGCGUGAGCGCGAAAUCGAUGCGAUUGCACAGGGCAUCACUGAGAUUAGCCAAAUCUUUCAAGAGCUCAACAGUAUGGUGAUUCAUCAAGGAACUUUGCUUGAUCGGAUCGACUACAAUAUCGACACGAUGCAUGUCAGUAUGCAGCAGGCAUCAAAGGAACUCGUUAAGGCAGAGGGCUAUCAAGCGCGUUCAAGGAAACGCAAGCUUAUGUUGCUUUUGGCAUUGCUCAUCCUUGCGGCCAUCUUGGUACUCAUCUACAAGCCUAUUGCAAGACGGCGCGCCUCGCCACCCAUCAUUGAACCACCAAAUGGUAUUGAGCCAGAGGUACACUUCAAGUAGACACAGUCUAGUUUAAUGCCAUAUCAUGAAUUCGUUCUGGCUCGAGCAAUC